This is a messenger RNA of Entrophospora candida, 304 nucleotides long. The record is from the annotation of a GenBank genome assembly. NCBI's taxonomy places the organism in Eukaryota, Fungi, Glomeromycota, Glomeromycetes, Entrophosporales, Entrophosporaceae.
UGGAUAUAAAUGUAUUUUGGUAUAUGAAGGGAGCGAAUUGUUACUUUACUUAGAACCAGGAAAGUUUUUAGGUGAAUUUAUAGAAGAAUUAAAAGUUGAUUUGAUUUGGGGCGAUUUAAUAGAGGAUAAAGAAGUUGUAUUAACAAUCAUUGAUUCAAUUGACAAUCUUUUUCAAAUAAUAUUGACUGAAGAUAAUAAACACAUGAAUGAAAUUACAUUUAACAACAUAAUUGAAGCUCACAAAAGGCAUCAGAAAUUACAUGAUCUUUAUCCAAGUGAUCUUGUUAUUCUUGUUUCUUUACAA